Molecule: messenger RNA, 1407 nt
Organism: Leopardus geoffroyi (Geoffroy's cat)
Lineage: Eukaryota; Metazoa; Chordata; Mammalia; Carnivora; Felidae
Gene: KLHDC2
Product: kelch domain containing 2
Exons: 13
Coding region: 1-1221 (406 amino acids)
Molecular function (GO): protein binding
Source: RefSeq, a predicted model, not a curated record
AUGGCUGAUGGCAACGAGGAUCUGCGAGCGGACGACUUGCCAGGGCCAGCCUACGAGAGCUAUGAGUCCAUGGAGCUCGCCUGCCCCGCCGAGCGCAGCGGCCACGUAGCCGUCGGCGACGGGCGCCACAUGUUCGUCUGGGGCGGCUACAAGAGUAAUCAAGUCAGAGGAUUGUACGACUUUUAUCUGCCUAGAGAAGAACUAUGGAUCUACAACAUGGAGACUGGAAGAUGGAAAAAAAUUAACACAGAAGGGGAUGUUCCUCCUUCUAUGUCAGGAAGCUGUGCAGUGUGUGUGGACAGGGUGCUCUACUUGUUUGGAGGACACCAUUCAAGAGGCAAUACGAAUAAGUUCUACAUGCUGGAUUCAAGGUCUACAGACAGAGUACUACAGUGGGAAAGAAUUGAUUGCCAAGGAAUUCCUCCAUCAUCAAAGGAUAAACUUGGUGUCUGGGUAUAUAAAAACAAGUUAAUAUUUUUUGGAGGUUAUGGAUAUUUACCUGAAGAUAAAGUAUUGGGAACUUUUGAAUUUGAUGAAACAUCUUUUUGGAAUUCAAGUCACCCAAGAGGAUGGAAUGAUCAUGUACAUAUUUUAGACACUGAAACAUUUAUCUGGAGUCAGCCUAUAACUACUGGUAAAGCACCUUCACCUCGUGCUGCCCAUGCCUGUGCAACUGUUGGAAACAAAGGCUUUGUGUUUGGAGGCAGAUAUCGAGAUGCUAGAAUGAAUGAUCUUCACUGUCUUAAUCUGGAUACGUGGGAGUGGAAUGAAUUAAUUCCACAAGGCAUAUGCCCAGUUGGCCGAUCUUGGCAUUCACUAACACCAGUUUCUUCAGAUCAUCUCUUUCUCUUUGGAGGAUUUACCACUGAUAAACAGCCACUAAGUGAUGCUUGGACUUACUGCAUCAGUAAAAAUGAAUGGAUACAGUUUAAUCAUCCCUAUACUGAAAAGCCAAGAUUAUGGCACACAGCUUGUGCCAGUGACGAAGGAGAAGUCAUUGUUUUUGGUGGAUGUGCCAAUAACCUCCUUGUCCAUCACAGAGCUGCACACAGUAAUGAAAUACUUAUAUUUUCAGUUCAACCAAAAUCUCUUGUAAGGCUAAGCUUAGAAGCAGUCAUUUGCUUUAAAGAAAUGUUAGCCAACUCGUGGAACUGCCUUCCAAAACACUUACUUCACAGUGUUAAUCAGAGGUUUGGUAGUAACAACACUUCUGGAUCUUAAGGCUUCAUAGAUAAUGCCUCUGAUCACCUUGCAUGGACAGCAAUUCUGUAAACAUCAGAGAGUGGCAUCGUUUGUAUAAUUAUAUGCAUUGUUGUAGUUUGCAGCUUUUUGGUUUUAAUGUGCAUGUGAAUGGCCUAGAGAACCUAUUUUUGUGUCUAAAGUUUACAAUAAAUGUAUUUAACACCA